Molecule: messenger RNA, 1322 nt
Organism: Salvelinus sp. IW2-2015
Lineage: Eukaryota; Metazoa; Chordata; Actinopteri; Salmoniformes; Salmonidae
Product: leucine zipper-EF-hand containing transmembrane protein 1
Biological process (GO): intracellular monoatomic cation homeostasis
Cellular component (GO): mitochondrial inner membrane
Molecular function (GO): ribosome binding
Source: RefSeq, a predicted model, not a curated record
AAACUUUAAAGAAGAAGAAGAAGAAGAUAGACGAAGACGGAAGCCAAUAUAAUCCGCAGUUCAUCCACCUCGCCGCACUCACCCACGGAGAAAGCAAGGACAUGGGGCUAGUUCAGCUAGUGACAUAUUGAAGUAGCUAGCAGCACGUUAGCGUUGGUUUUCCCAUUAGUUUUAACCAGUUGGCUAACCAGCUAAACUCCGUUAGCAGUUGAUCAGAAUGGCGUUAAUCCUGUUGACGCGGUCUCGCACUCCGUUGAUGAAAACAUCUCGGUCGUUAAAGAGCGAGUUCCGCAAAGGGAAGCUUCAAGAUGGCUCCUGUUUCAGCUGUACAUCUCUCAGACUCUCCAGUCAAAGUAGAAUGGAUGGUGAUAGGCUGGUGGUCCGAGGUGGGAGCUUGGCUCCGCCCUCCUUCCUCGGCCCCUCGCUGCAUACGGCAUCAGACAGCUACAGGGUUCCAGGCCACGCCACAGACCACACCCCUUCUAUGAGGCUGUACUCUGCUGUGGUGGAAGGCUCCUCCACCACCUCCUCUCUGUACCACCUGGGUGGUGGGUACCCACAGUGGACGGGAUCCUGGCGAGGGAGGGGGAACGUGGUCGGGGUACGGUGGAUCCACACCUCCAGAUGUCUCCGUGACGACUCUAAAGUAGAGAAGUCUCUCCGCUCUCUGAAGGAUAAGAACAAGAAGCUGGAGGAGGGCGGGCCGGUGUACAGUCCGACAGUAGACCACACCAUAGUCAGGAGAACUAUAGGACAACGUGUUCUGGACGAGGUUAAACACUACUACCACGGCUUCCGACUGCUGUGGAUCGACACGACCAUCGCUGGACGCAUGCUGUGGCAGGUCCUCAACGGGCACCCCCUGUCCCGACGGGAGAGGAGACAGUUCCUAAGAACUUGUGCUGAUGUCUUUCGACUCCUUCCCUUCCUGGUGUUCAUCAUUGUGCCGUUCAUGGAGUUCCUGCUUCCUGUGGCACUGAAGCUCUUCCCCAACAUGCUGCCCUCAACCUUUGAGACGCAGUCCAAGAAGGAGGAGAGGCUGAAGACAGAGCUGCGUGUGAAGCUGGAGAUGGCUAAAUUCCUCCAGGAUACUGUAGAGGAGAUCGCUCUGAGGAACAAGGCAGCCAAGGGAAACGUCACUGAGGAGUUCUCUACCUUCUUUCAGAAGAUCCGUGACUCAGGGGAGCGUCCCAGUAAUGAGCAGAUCAUCAGGUUCUCGAAGCUGUUUGAGGAUGAGUUGACUCUGGACAACCUGACUCGUCCUCAGCUGGUUGCGCUGUGUCGUCUGUUGGAGCUACAGUCUAUAGGAACCAACAACUUCC